This is a messenger RNA of Austrofundulus limnaeus, 1610 nucleotides long. RefSeq names its product patatin-like phospholipase domain containing 1 (gene pnpla1). The record is from RefSeq and is a predicted model, not a curated record. NCBI's taxonomy places the organism in Eukaryota, Metazoa, Chordata, Actinopteri, Cyprinodontiformes, Rivulidae. Gene Ontology annotation, cellular component: membrane; cytoplasm; lipid droplet. Gene Ontology annotation, biological process: triglyceride catabolic process; lipid homeostasis. Gene Ontology annotation, molecular function: triacylglycerol lipase activity. The transcript is spliced from 9 exons. Bases 153 to 1421 code for a protein of 422 amino acids.
UAUGUCAAAUUGGGGUGUUUUUAAAAUGCACAGGGCAUUUUUCAUUUCACAGCAGACUGACUAAACCUGGAGAGAGAAAUCUAAGGCAUAGCAUAUAUGUUUCUGUUAUUUUCCCCUUAAAUAACUACCUAAUUAUUGCAACAUUUUGGAAAAUGUCACCAAGUGCCUCCAGAUCUCACUCCUGUAAUGAUCGCUACAGCAUCACCUUUUCUGGAUCUGGAUUUUUGUCUAUUUACCAGUUGGGGGUUGCAUUGGGCUUCUUGAGGUACUCACCCUGGAUUCUGAAGUCGGCGCCUCASAUCCUCGGUGCUUCUGCUGGGUCUCUGGCUGCAGCUACUGUAGCCUGUGAACUAAACCCGAUUGCCAUACGGGAUGAGAUGCUUCUMUUUGCCAAACAGGUGAAGGCUUUUACUUUGGGAAUAUUAAGCCCAUCAGUCAAUGUUUUCCAGUGGCUAGAGAAAGCUCUGCACAAACAUCUUCCUUCUGAUGCCCACCGUUUGGCAAACGGCCGCCUUGGUGUUGCUGUGACACGUCUGUCUGAUGGAGAGCAAAUCAUUUUAUCGGAGUUCCAGUCCAAGGAAGAUGUUGUUCAAGCUCUGCUGUGCAGCUGCUUUUUGCCAGGAUAUUGUGGCUUUCUGCCUCCACUCUUCAGGGGUGUGCACUAUAUAGAUGGUGGUUUGAGUGGCUUCAUGCCCAGAAUGMCUGAGUCGUCUACGCUGACUGUGUCCCCUUUCUCUGGAGACACUGAUAUUUGUCCCGCUGACCCUCCUUGCCCGAUGACGAUGGUGGUUUCAGGAGCCAAUUUUAAGACCAACGUAGCUAACUCCUGGAGGAUGAUCACUGCCCUUUGCUCUGUGGAUUUGGAGGAUCUGGAACAAGCGUUCCACAAUGGCUACGAAGAUGCAGUUACUUUUCUUUGGAAUAAAGAUCUUGCUUCUUCCCCGAUGACUCCGGGGUUUCAGAGCUGUGACUCAACUGAUGCACAGAUGCUUCUGGAAAUCACCAAAAUGGAAGAAGAGGAAAUAAAAGUGGAACAACAGGCCACCACUCUGACAUCUUUCCCAGACAAAAGAUCCAGGCUGAUAGUUAACUCCACUGUGCCAGAAAACACCCAAGAUCCUCUUCUCAUCUUUGAUGAUGAAAAGAAUGUUCUGUUGAGCAAUAGGACAACCUAUAUGGGCAUGUUUGGAUUGCUAGUGAGAAUGUUGUACAUCCUGCUUCUGACACCCAUCAUGUCCUUUUAUGCCUUGCUGCAGAACUGGCAAAGGCUGAAGGAGAUGUUCAUGAAAGUCCUUGAGUUUGUUAUUUUGGGUUGGCUUUUCACAAAACACUAUGGACUGUUCAUCCUCAGCAUUGCUGUCUGUAGCCUCAAGAAAAACAUACAAGAUCGAGUCACACAUGUGAUGUUACUGCUGCAGUAGCUGAAGGUUUAUUCACACCACAGAGCUCUGUGAGGAGGGAAGAGUUUGUCAGCUUUGGAUCUGUUKUCAAGUCAUUCAGAAAAUAUCUGCUUCAGGAACUUUCAAAAAAAUAAUGCAGCUCUAUGUCUCAAUGUGAUAAUUUUAAAAGCUAACAGCAGACAUAUUAACGCUAACCGCAACCAUUUUAAA